UAAAUGACAUUUAUCCUGCACAUUCGCAUUGAAUGUGUAAUAAGUUGAAAUGUGAUCAUGUUCAGGUUUUGUAAACUUCGAUGCACCUGUUCCCCAUUUUUACCGUUUACCGUGGUUUAAUCAACUUAACAGCUGAUUACCAUGGAAACCCAGGAGAUAUUACAACGGAAUAUUGCGUUAUUGAACAGGUUUACGUAAGCCUUUCACUGUUUUGCUGCAUAUAUGGCGCAGUUGGUACCAAAUUGAAUGCGGAGUUUAUUCGUGUUGGGUGCAUAUGUUUGAUGUGGCUCAUGUAAAUAAGUGAAUUAAGAUUUAACUGUCAAAUCAAGAACGAUAUAUCGCAAAACCUGGUGAAUAGCAUAGGUGAAUAGUACCGUGACUUUGUUCUUUACCGGCUGAAAUUAAGACUUUGUCAAUUUUCUCGGCGAAACUGACAACAACAGAACAACCAUGUCGAUCCUAGAGAAAAUCGCGGAUAUUGAAAAUGAGAUGGCCAGGACACAGAAAAAUAAGGCCACCAGUGGCCAUCUGGGCCUGCUUAAAGCCAAGCUUGCUAAGCUCCGCCGCGAGCUCAUCACCCCAAAAUCAAGUGGAGGUGGCACUGGUGAAGGUUUUGAUGUCAGCAAGACUGGCGAUGCUCGGGUUGGAUUUGUUGGAUUCCCAUCUGUUGGCAAGUCCACCCUGCUAAGCAACUUAGCAGGUGUCUAUUCCGAAGUUGCUGCUUAUGAGUUCACAACUUUGACUACAGUGCCUGGCUGUAUCAAGUAUAAAGGAGCAAAAAUACAGCUUCUUGAUCUGCCUGGUAUCAUUGAAGGUGCAAAAGAUGGUAAAGGACGAGGUCGCCAAGUGAUUGCUGUGGCACGAACCUGCUCCCUCAUCUUCAUAGUGCUUGACUGCCUCAAGCCACUACAACACAAGAAGCUUCUCGAGCAUGAGCUGGAAGGCUUUGGUAUCAGGUUGAACAAGGAGCCUCCCAACAUAGUGUUCCGCAAGAAGGAGAAGGGUGGGCUGAAUUUCCAGGCUAUGGUGCCUCAGUCAGAGCUGGAUCUCGAUCUGGUCAAGUCCAUCCUCAAUGAGUACAAGAUCCACAAUGCUGACAUCACCCUGCGCUGUGAUGCCACUACUGAUGACCUCAUUGACAUCAUUGAGGGAAACCGUGUCUACAUCCCCUGCAUCUACCUGCUCAACAAGAUCGAUCAGAUCAGCGUGGAGGAACUGGACAUCAUCUACAAAGUCCCGCACUGUGUCCCCAUCUCCGCCCAUCACAAAUGGAACUUUGACGACCUGCUGGAGAAAAUGUGGGACUACCUUCAGCUUCUCAGGCUAUACACAAAGCCCAAAGGCCAGCUGCCAGACUAUGAAACCCCAGUGGUGCUUUCUCGCUCAAAGCACACGGUGGAAGACUUCUGCAACAAGAUCCAUCGGACCAUCAUUAAGGAGUUCAAGUACGCCCUGGUCUGGGGCGAGUCGGUGAAGCACCAGCCGCAAAAGGUCGGCAAGGAGCACGUGCUCUGCGACGAGGACGUGGUGCAGAUCGUGAAAAAGGUGUAACGGCCGGGCGCCGGCCACUCGCGCACGCCUGUCGCCUGAUGACAAUGAUGGAGACGUACGCUACCGGCUGUAUCGGUCUUCAGACUACACGAUUACGGCUGGAAAAUAAAAGGGUGAAUACCACAAA
This is a messenger RNA of Amphibalanus amphitrite, 1678 nucleotides long. It is a transcript of the gene 128up, whose product is annotated as GTP-binding protein 128up. Gene Ontology annotation, molecular function: GTPase activity; GTP binding. Lineage: Eukaryota; Metazoa; Arthropoda; Thecostraca; Balanomorpha; Balanidae. The record is from RefSeq and is a predicted model, not a curated record. Gene Ontology annotation, biological process: cytoplasmic translation. The transcript has a single exon. Gene Ontology annotation, cellular component: cytoplasm. The coding region runs from base 451 to 1551 and encodes 366 amino acids.